Molecule: messenger RNA, 1024 nt
Organism: Centruroides sculpturatus (bark scorpion)
Lineage: Eukaryota; Metazoa; Arthropoda; Arachnida; Scorpiones; Buthidae
Product: mitogen-activated protein kinase 1-like
Exons: 8
Coding region: 29-1024 (331 amino acids)
Biological process (GO): intracellular signal transduction; protein phosphorylation
Cellular component (GO): cytoplasm; nucleus
Molecular function (GO): MAP kinase activity; ATP binding
Source: RefSeq, a predicted model, not a curated record
UUUGUCUCCGUUUGAUUUCCUAAACAAAAUGGCGGGAUCGAGUUCCGAGAGUCGAUUUGUAGAGACCGUAAGAGGACAAGCUUUCGAAGUAGGACCUAGAUAUACUAAUUUAUCAUAUAUCGGAGAAGGUGCUUAUGGAAUUGUAGUUUCUGCUCAAGAUAAUGUUACUAAACAAAAGGUUGCCAUUAAAAAGAUUUCUCCAUUUGAACAUCAAACAUAUUGUCAAAGAACUCUGAGAGAGAUUAAGAUUCUAAUUAGAUUUAAACAUGAAAAUAUAAUUGAUAUCAGAGAUAUCAUAAGUGCUUCAAGUCUGGAUCAGAUGAAAGAUAUAUAUAUUGUUCAAACUUUGAUGGAAACAGAUCUUUAUAAAUUAUUAAAAUCUCAAAAGCUGAGUAAUGAUCAUAUUUGUUAUUUCACAUAUCAGAUAUUGCGAGGACUUCUUUAUAUACAUUCUGCCAAUGUUCUCCAUCGAGAUUUGAAACCAAGUAAUAUUUUACUUAAUACCUGUUGUGAUUUAAAGAUAUGUGAUUUUGGGCUUGCUCGUAUAGCUGAUCCUGAUCAUGAUCAUACUGGAUUUCUUACAGAAUAUGUGGCCACAAGAUGGUAUCGUGCACCUGAAAUUAUGUUAAAUAGCAAAGGUUAUACAAAAUCAAUUGAUAUUUGGUCAGUUGGCUGCAUUUUAGCAGAAAUGAUCUCUAAUAGGCCAAUAUUUCCAGGAAAACACUACUUAGACCAAUUGAAUAGAAUAUUAGCUAUUCUUGGAUCUCCUACUUCUGAAGAUCUUCAAUGUAUCAUAAAUGAAAAAUGUAUAUGGGUUCUUCUGACAAAAGCCUUAUAUGCUGCUAGUUUACCAAUUCAGAUAAAGGAACACAAAGACAACAUUUUGAAGAUCAAUCCUAUUGCCGCCUUAGCGGUUUACAUGAUUUCUGAUUUGGAUUCCAUUUCAGUCAAAUGGGACCAGGCAAAAAUAAUCCGAAAAGUACAGAAUAAAAAAGCAGAUCAGAGAUCUUAUACAGAAGCUUGA